Messenger RNA from Dovyalis caffra, 1005 nucleotides. The record is from the annotation of a GenBank genome assembly. NCBI's taxonomy places the organism in Eukaryota, Viridiplantae, Streptophyta, Magnoliopsida, Malpighiales, Salicaceae.
AUGUCUCAACAGUCAGCUAACCUCCCAUGGAAGGUCAAGCUCUUUGGACCCGUCAUCUCCUUCGGCUUAAAAGUCAUUCGUCGCUCUGAUGGAUCUGUGAACCGCCGCUUACUCAACUUGCUCGACCGCAAAACCUCUCCAUCGCCUAACAAGCCCAUAAAAUGCGUAAUAACCACGGAUGUUGCCGUUGACGAAACCCGCAACCUUUGGUUCCGCCUUUACACACCCGUCUCCAGGACCUCAACCUCCGAUGAUGAUAUUGCCAUCCCUAUCGUUUUCUACUUCCACGGCGGCGGGUUUACUUACAUGGCAGCCAAUUCGAAGCCGUAUGAUGAUUUAUGCUACAGCCUUGCGCGCCUACUACCAGCUGUCAUCGUCUCUGUCAACUACAGGCUGGCUCCUGAGCAUAGGUAUCCGUGCCAAUACGAUGAUUGUUUUGAUGUAAUAAAAUUCAUUGAUAAGGCAGAGCUUGAAGGCCUUCCAAGCUAUGCCAAUCUCAAGCACAGUUUUGUUGCUGGAGACAGUGCAGGUGGCAAUUUAGCUCAUCAUAUGGCACUAAAGGCUAGCGAAUGUGAAUUUUCCAAUAUAAAAAUCAUUGGAGUUAUAGCCUUACAGCCAUUCUUUGGAGGAGAAGAGCGGACAGGAUCUGAAAUCAAACUUUCUAGAGAUCCAUUUGUUUCAAUGGAUCAUACAGACUGGAUGUGGAAGUCGUUUCUGCCAGAGGGUUCGAAUCGGGACCAUAAAGUGUCGAAUGUUUUUGGGCCUAACUCUGUUGACAUUUCAGAGGUUAAGUUCCCUGCAGUAAUUGUUAUGAUUGGGGGAUUGGAUCCUUUACAAGACUGGCAAAAGAGGUACUGUGAGGGACUGAAGAAAUGUGGUAAAGAAGUGCAUCUAGUUGAGUAUGAGAAGGCAUUCCAUUCAUUUUAUCUUUUUCUUGAGAUGCCUGAGUUUUCUUUGUUUAUCGAGGAAGUGAAAGAAUUUAUGCAAAAACAAAUCUCCACCUAA